GGGGCAUUGCCACUCGCUCGCUCGGCUUCCAACUGUUAUGGCGUCUUAACGAUUUAAUUGAAGUAAAUUGGGUUGUUCCAGUAUUUCAUCGAUUUAUAAAGCUUACGCAGAGUUCCAGCGAUGUUAUGAUGCGAUUUUACAGGAUCCAAUGCGAGUCAGCAUCCCAAAUAGAAGUGAAGGUGGAAUUACAACCAGGGAGAGAGGAACACUGCACUAAACAUAAGGCACUCUGAAGUUUGAGGCUGACUUACAAAUCUUAUGCAUUUAUAUUGAAGUUAUUAUGGUGAAGAAUUCAGUUUUGAUUCUGAAUUGACAUCUAUCGAAUAUAAGCCUAGAGGCGGAACAAGAAAAGGUUGCAGAUACGAAGCUCGCAGAGAAAUGUGGAGAUAUGGGCGACGUUCAAAAGAUACGUUUCGUGUCUAAGAAAACUUUAAAAGGACACAUCAAUAAAGUAAACUCUGUACAUUACAGCGGUGAUUCUAGGCACUGUGUGACGGGCUCCUUGGACGGCAAACUUAUAAUCUGGGACACAUGGAGUGGCAACAAGGUGCAAGUAAUACCUUUACGCUCCGCUUGGGUAAUGAGCGUUGCAUUCGCCCCUUCGGGAAACUUUGUUGCAUGUGGCGGUAUGGACAACAUGUGCACAGUGUACGAUGUGAAUAAUCGUGACGCGACGGGGUCGGCAAAGAUGGUCCGCGAGCUGGCCGGCUACGAGGGCUUCCUUAGCAGUUGCCGCUUCCUCGACGACACGCACAUUCUCACCGGUUCCGGGGACAUGAAGAUUUGCGUCUGGGACUUGGAGGCGGGCAAGAGGGAAGUGGAAUUUGAUGCACAUGCGGGAGAUGUCGUCACCAUUUCUUUAGCUCCCGAUAUGAAGACCUACGUCACCGGUUCAGUGGACCGGACCUGCAAGCUUUGGGACGUGCGCGCUGAGAAGGCAAAGCAGACUUUCUUUGGACACGAAGCUGAUGUCAAUAGCGUUUGUUACCAUCCCAGCGGCCAAGCAUUUGCGACCGCGUCCGAAGACAAGACGGCUCGUCUAUUCGACAUUCGCAGCGACCAACAGAUCGGCCAUUAUACACCACCGGGCAGCUGCGGUUUCACCAGUUGCGGUUUGUCGCUAAGCGGACGUUACUUGCUCGCCGGUUCGGACGAUAACUCCGUACAUUCUUGGGACACUUUAAAAGUAGUCCAUACAGGUACUCUAACCGCGCACGAAAACAGAGUUACUUCCAUCUCUAUGGCUCCGAAUGGGAUUGCUUUGGCCAGCUGCUCCUGGGACCAAAGCGUCAGAGUUUGGGGCUAGGAAAUCAAUAGUACAGUGUAAAAUGCAUAAUGAUAAAAACACACACUUUGCCAAGGUGACAUUUUUUUUUAAAUACUUUUCAACUUUUAAUGAAUAUAAAAAGUCCUAUGGUUUAUAUAGUAAAGCCAGAAAUUCUAUCAACAAUCGAGCAGACACGAUACGACUAGGCUGACCGCAAACCACCGGAUACCGAUCCAGGUUAAUGUGAUUUUGGCUCCCGUACGACACAUCGAAUUGCACAACAUCGAACCUCACGAGAUCGAACACGUUAGAUCGAUAGCUUAUGUUAGCGACAUUUCAUGAUAUCGAAAGUUUAUGAGCUCGAUCGUUCAUGACAUGUCGUAUACAGGGUGGAAUUUUGUAAUGCCACCUGAAGGGAAGGUACUCUUAAUAAAUUAAUUAUAAAAGCUAGACAAUUGAUACUCA
Maniola jurtina (meadow brown) is the source of this 1732-nucleotide messenger RNA. RefSeq names its product guanine nucleotide-binding protein subunit beta-2 (gene Gbeta76C). The record is from RefSeq and is a predicted model, not a curated record. The coding region runs from base 389 to 1306 and encodes 305 amino acids. The transcript is spliced from 10 exons. Gene Ontology annotation, molecular function: signaling receptor complex adaptor activity; protein binding. Gene Ontology annotation, biological process: G protein-coupled receptor signaling pathway. Gene Ontology annotation, cellular component: cytoplasm; heterotrimeric G-protein complex. NCBI's taxonomy places the organism in Eukaryota, Metazoa, Arthropoda, Insecta, Lepidoptera, Nymphalidae.